AUGCCUGCUCUUCAUGCUCAUAGUCUCUCUGCGCUGCCUCAUCUCAAGAAGGGUCUUUCGCUCGCUCCUGCCAGAGCUAGUGCGAAUGACAUUGAGAGCCAACAUAUUAUCUUAAUCAUCCAAUUCGAGCCUCGGAGUGACACCAAGGACAUUGUAAUCGCUGGUGGUGCAGGUUUUACGUGA
Messenger RNA from Penicillium coprophilum, 183 nucleotides. Its product is annotated as dTDP-D-glucose 4-6-dehydratase-like protein. NCBI's taxonomy places the organism in Eukaryota, Fungi, Ascomycota, Eurotiomycetes, Eurotiales, Aspergillaceae. The transcript has a single exon. Bases 1 to 183 code for a protein of 60 amino acids. The record is from RefSeq and is a predicted model, not a curated record.